AUGCCUUCCGAUCCACCAUCAAUCCCCAACCAGCCCCACCGAACAUGCUACAUCCGCAGCUACCAAAUAUCCCCCUCCACCUUCCCCGACGACACACUCACCGGCCUCCCCCGCUACCCCACCCGCAUUCGUUACGCCAUGCGCCGCGCGCACAACUUCAUCCUCUGCGCCUCCUCCACUAUCGACAAGCUCGCGCUGGACUACCUCCUCAAUCCGCCAGAUCUCGGGGAGACGUGGAACACAGCUCCCAAGCUACCAACUCCGGAACUUUAUCCAACGAAAAUCACGGUGUAUUUUUCGAAGUCGCAAGUAGAGAAGGGUAGUAGGGAGGUAGCAGCUUUGCAACGAGGACUUGAGCGCGAAAAAGUAAACUGGAUCAUUGCCGGCGCAGAUGUCUCAGAACUCGACGGCCUCCUCCUCCAAAAAGCAGACUACCUGAUUUCUGGCAUUCAAGCCGAAGAGCGCAUCCACAUGCCCAUCCAAAACUGGUUCCAACACAUCUGCGAGGGGACGCUGCAGCCGGUCGACGAGAAAAUCGACAUCUCAACGCGUCAUUUACAGAUCAGACAAGCCGGGUACUCGUUUCGAGAGUUAAGCGGGCAGCGGCGCGUCAAACACCGUGGAGAUGUGAAUCCGAAUCUGAGACAGUGCGGGCGGUGUUUGGAGCGGCAUAAGCGGCGGGAUUUGUGUGGGGUCGCGGCGCAGGAGUUAGAGGACGGGAAGGGGGAUGCGAAGAAGCACGAGGGCAAUGUGGUUUGGAGAUGGAGGAAGCCGGGAGAUGGGGUGACGGGGAAGAGGUGGGAGAAGUUGACGGCGCAGGAUUUUAUCGACAGGUUUCGUUGGGAUAAGUGGGAUAGGAGCAUACCGUGGGAGAAAAGAGGGGAGCAGCGGCCUGGGGAUGUCGCGAGGGGAGGGUGGCGUUCGAAGGUUCCGGUUGGGGAGGGGAAGGAUUGGAAGACAGUAUAG
Mytilinidion resinicola is the source of this 966-nucleotide messenger RNA. RefSeq lists its product as uncharacterized. The record is from RefSeq and is a predicted model, not a curated record. NCBI's taxonomy places the organism in Eukaryota, Fungi, Ascomycota, Dothideomycetes, Mytilinidiales, Mytilinidiaceae. The transcript has a single exon. The coding region runs from base 1 to 966 and encodes 321 amino acids.